AUGAUGGAUAUUGAUCGGCCACAGUCUCCUGGAACUGGGAGUCCGAGCUCUUCUCGGCCGGACACUCCUCUUGACAGCGAAGCGGGAACACCCACAGUCGAAAUCACCGAAACAGUAUCUAUCGUUGCCGCUGGCAAGGUCCUGGGAGAGGCCCAAGAUGAAGGAGACGAAUCCAAACCUGAGUCUCCUGCCCCUGAGAUCAUCAAUCCUCGUGCCUACCAACGAGAGAUGCUGGAGCAGAGCCUCAAGAAGAACGUCAUUGUCGCUAUGGACACUGGAAGUGGAAAAACUCAAGUGGCUGUUCUUCGCAUCCAAGCUGAACUGGAGAGAUGUUCGCCGAACAAGAUUAUUUGGUUCUUAGGGAAAACAGUCAGUCUGUGUGAACAGCAGUACAGCGUUAUAAACAGGCAAAUGCCAUCGGUGUCCAUGAGAUUGCUUACUGGGCAACUCAACAUUGAUGCGUGGUCACCAAAGGUUUGGCCUGUGAUACUUGAAGGAACUCGCAUUGUCGUUUCGACUUUUGACAUCUUGCGUGAUGCCCUUGAUCAUGCGUUUGUCAGGAUGGAUAUGCUUGCUCUGAUCGUAUUCGAUGAGGUCCACAACUGCGUCAAGAACAGUUCUGGUAGGAAGAUCAUGAUGAACUUUUAUCAUGAGCACAAAAACGCCGGCCUGCCGGUGCCAGGUAUCCUGGGGUUGACGGCCAGUCCGGUUAUUUCAUCAGACAUUGCCGAGAUCGAAAGGCUGGAGAACACAAUGGAUGCGAUAUGUGUCACACCAACAGUCCACCGAGAACAACUUCUGAAGCAUGUGAACAGGCCCCAUCUUGUUCGAUCACUUUACGAAACAGAAAGGUUCCCAGCCCGCACUGAGUUGAUGCAACAACUACAGUCGGAAUACUUGAGAAUGAACAUUGCACAGGAUCCCCAGAUUGUCAAGCUCAAGUCCCUCGCCGUUAAGAACGCCGAGUGCCGAAAGAAACUACAGGAUGCCAUUAUGAAGCAUGACACUUUCUCUCAAAACCAGAUGAAAGGACUAUGGAACAAGAGUAAAGAUAUUCUUGUUGAACUCGGCAGUUGGGCAGCAGACAGAUACAUAUCGCAACUGAUCAGAAUGUUCCUCGAGCGAUUUGACACCCCCGACACAUUUACUGAUGCAUGGUCAAACGAAGAUAGGACCUAUCUUGCGGGACACUUACGUCAAAUCACUCCCAAGCCAAUCGACACCGUACCACCGACUACUCAUGACCUCUCCCACAAAGUCAACAGGCUGAUCCAUGAACUUCUUGCAGCUGGAAAUGGCGUUGUGGGCAUCAUCUUCGUCAAAGAACGAGCUGCAGCAAACGUCCUUUGCGAUGUCUUAAGUUACCACCCGGCCAUUCGAGAACGAUAUCGUGUUGGUUCAAUGGUCGGUACAUCUAGCUUUGGAACCCGGAAAUACAACAUGUACGAGUUUGCCAACAACGCUGGUACCCAAGUCCUGGACGACUUUAGAUCAGGCGCCAUCAAUCUUCUUGUGGCUACUAGUGUUUUGGAAGAAGGCAUCGACGUUCCAGCAUGCAACCUAGUCGUGUGUUUCGACGAGACUACAACUCUGAAAUCUUUCAUCCAACGACGAGGCAGGGCUCGCAUGCAGGAAUCCAAGAUGAUUGCCCUGGAAAGAUCGAGUGCAGGUCCUCGUGCGUGGGAAGACCUGGAAGAAGGAAUGAAGAAGCGCUAUGCGGACGAUCAAAGAGAAUUGGCAAGGCUGGAAGAACUGGCAAGAUCCGAACCAACAAGUUCCAUUUACUACAUUGUCAAGAACUCUGGAGCAAGACUAGAUCUUGAGAACUCCCGACAACAUUUGGAACACUUUUGCCAAAUUGUAUUCCGCUCAGAUUUUGUCGACCGGAGACCUGACUAUGUUUUUCACAAAGAAGAUCCUGGGUUUGGGGAGCCAAUCUUGAGAGCAACGGUAACAUUACCAGCAGGCUUGCCGCCCCAUCUACGCAAGUUUCGUAGCGCAUGUGGAUGGAAGUCUGAGAAGAACGCCAUGAAAGAUGCUGCGUUUCAGGCAUACGUGGCUUUGUUUGAGGAAGGACUUGUUAACGAGCAUUUGCUACCCAUUAGUGCUGUUGCCGAGAAGGUUGAAGAUAUUGUGGAUUUGGAUGUCGAGCCCCUUUUCAACCCAUGGAUUCAAAUCGCUCAGAAUUGGAAGGCGAAUGUUGACAAAUGGGUUUACUCUUUCGAAUUCAUGGAUGAGGAGUCUACAACCCCUACCCGGUUCGAGAUUGCGAUGCCAGCUGAACUUCCGCAACCUCGAGAUAUCACGAUACAUCCUAGAGAUGGGUCCACGUGGUCCGUUAGAUGUGUUGCAGUAAAGCAGAUCUCCCAUGACGAAUCGACCAGUCUGCCAGACCAUACAUCAGCAUUGUUGGCGAUGAACUUCGGGCAUCGCUGGCCAGUGGAGGAUUGUAGCCAUGUGGUAAAGGUCAUUCAUGAGAAGAAAGACCUCUCACGAGAGGACAUUGGCGCACUGCCCUUCCAUGGCAGGGAAGAAGCGGCCGCUGAGCGCAGAAUACUUGUGCGAGACCUCCAACAAUCCCCCUUUCACUACGUCAAGACAAUACCGUUCAAGCCUGUGUUCGAGCAAGUGCAGCAUCCGUUCUAUGAGUACAACGCCGCACCUGAGGAACAGUACCUGGUCGUUGAACAGUGGUCACGCAGAUCAGAUUUACUUCAUGUUAACAAAGGGGGUGCGACGAAGAUCUCAUCUAAACCGUACGGUCGGGUUGUUCCUAUUUCAUGGGCGACUGUCGACGGGGUCCCAAGGCGAGUCGUUAAGUUCGGCAUGCUGAUUCCCUGUAUCAUUCACGAGUUGGAGGUCCAGCUCAUCGCAUCGGAGUUGUCGUCGACACUACUAGAGCCAGUGGGCAUUUCUAACUUGCAGCUGGUGCUCGAAGCCAUCAGCUCUCGCAGUGCUGCUGAGCCUGUCGACUACGAGCGGCUCGAGCUUCUAGGUGAUUCGAUUUUGAAGUUUUGUACCGUCAUCCAGGCCUAUUCAGAGCACCCUUUCUGGCCAGAAGGUCUUUUGAACCACUUUAAAGAUCGACUCGUUUCCAACACACGACUUCACCAAGUUUGCUUAGAAAAAGGCCUUUCAAAAUUCAUCCUCUCCAAGUCCUUCACUGGCCAAAAAUGGAGACCCCUAUAUCUUGACAAUUUCUUAGAUGCAGAUUCAGUCAUUCAGCCUUCAAGAUUUAUUGGACCCAAGAAUCUUGCUGACGUUGUGGAGGCACUUAUUGGAGCAUCUUUCCGGGAUGGGGGGAUGACCAAGGCUCUGAAAUGUAUCACAGUCUUCUUGGGCGACAAAUGCAAUUGGCAUGAAGAAAGCGUGGGGAGAGAUAUACUCUUUGGCACGGCUCCCGACGACGUACAGCUUCCUUCUCAUAUGGAACCCCUAGAAGCAAUGAUUGGAUAUUCGUUCAAGAAGAAGUCCUUACUUCUGGAGGCAGUAACUCAUGGAUCAUAUGCAGCAGAUGCGCAGCAGCGAUCCUACGAACAACUAGAGUUUCUUGGAGACGCCGUCCUUGACUACAUCGUUGUCACUAGGAUGUUUCAGUUCAACCAGGCGAUACCCAACAGUCGCCUCCACAUGAUCAAGACAGCAAUGGUCAACGCAGAGUUUCUUGCCUUUACCAACAUGGAGCAUGGAGUGAGUCGAACAGACGUGGAGGUCAAGGCGGGUGGAGAUUUGGGAUCUACUGAGGUGCAAUUACGCCUCUGGAAGUUCGUGCGGUACAGCUCGCCAGAGAUGAGCCAGGUAUUGAAACAGACCGAAGUCAAGUACCAGGGGCUACGGGAUGAAUUAGUUGCGGCUGUGAGAGACGGUACGCACUACCCAUGGGUUUCGCUCGCACGACUUCGUCCAAAGAAGGUCUACUCGGAUCUCUUCGAGUCUCUUCUUGGUGCAGUGUGGGUUGAUUCUGGGUCUAUUGAAACAUGCGCGGGUGUUCUUCACAAGUUUGGAAUCCUGCCUUAUCUGGAUCGCAUUCUUGAACAGAACAUCCAUGUUCAGCAUCCCAAAGAAGAGCUCAGCCGGUUAGCCGUGAACCAGAAGAUGUCGUUCGACUACACGGUGAUUGAUGGGCCUGAGCCGGAAUAUCUUUGCAAGGCGAAGAUUGGAGAUCGGGUGGUGGGAGAUGUGAGAGGCGCAUUGAAUAAGGACGAGGCUAUGACUAAGGCUGCGGAGCAGGGAGUGAGGCUUUUGAAUAAGGAGAAGAAAGCACUAGAAGAUGGCGCUGAUGGCAUGGAUUUAUCCUGA
This is a messenger RNA of Fusarium sp. VM40, 4299 nucleotides long. Lineage: Eukaryota; Fungi; Ascomycota; Sordariomycetes; Hypocreales; Nectriaceae. The record is from the annotation of a GenBank genome assembly.